This is a messenger RNA of Penicillium brevicompactum, 720 nucleotides long. RefSeq names its product NPP1 family protein. NCBI's taxonomy places the organism in Eukaryota, Fungi, Ascomycota, Eurotiomycetes, Eurotiales, Aspergillaceae. The coding region runs from base 1 to 720 and encodes 239 amino acids. The record is from RefSeq and is a predicted model, not a curated record. The transcript has 4 exons.
AUGAUUCCUCAAAUUCUCAUUGGGCUGGCUGCUCUGGCGGUGCUGCCCGCGUCGGCGAAUCCUGCUAUCUCCCGCCGAGGGACUGUCGCUUCUGAUGAGAUUGUCGGGCUCUCGCAAACAGUGCCGAGCGGUGCUACCGGCGAUCUGUAUCUGGCGUACCAGCCCGAUCUAUACGUGGUGAAUGGCUGUGUGCCCUUCCCAGGAGUGGACGCGGAUGGCAAUACCAACGCCGGUCUUAAUCCAACUGGAGACUCAUCUGGUGAUUGUAGCAGCAGCACAGGACAGAUCUAUGUGAGAAGCGGCACCUCGGGCGAUUACUACGCUUUGAUGUAUUCGUGGUACUUCCCUAAGGAUGAACCUUCAACUGGCAUCGGACAUCGUCACGAUUGGGAGGGUGUGAUUGUCUGGCUCUCUGACUCCUCCAGCACAGCUGCCUCGAACGUGGUGGCAGUCUGUCCCUCAGCACACGGUGGCUGGGACUGCAGCACAGAUGGAUUUACUCUUGACGGCACUGUGCCUCUGAUCAAGUACGAAUCCAUAUGGCCAAUUGAUCACUCCUGUGGUCUCACAACAACCGUGGGUGGAACCCAACCACUAGUUGCCUGGGAAUCAUUGUCCAGCGUCGUCCAAGAUGCCUUGGAUACCACUGAUUUUGGAAGCGCGAAUGUACCUUUCAAUGAAAACAACUGGGCAUCCAAUCUUGCGAAGGCAACAUUCUGA